UCUGGGAAGGGAACGUCAUUUUGGCUGCACGGAGGAUCUGUUUUCGAUUCCGAAUUCGCAACUAUGGGUGCGUCCUGCAAAGCGCCACACAUUUCUUAUCUUCCUUCUCCCCUUCUUCGACGAAACCCCAGAUUCAGGAUUCAGAAUUGCCAUACUCCCAAUUCUAGACGCCAAUUCCCAAACAGACGUUUGUUUCUCUUCUCUCUUCCACUCUCUGGUUUCCUUCUCCUUCCUCAUAAAUUUCAGUCUGGGUCUUCCUAUGCUGCCGAUCAAUAUGAUCCUGUUACUGCGGUUGAAAAGGAUGCGAGUGCUGUAAUAUCGCGGAGAGUUUCAGAAGCUGUGGAGUUGUUGGAGAAAGGGAGGGAAUUGCAGGCUCAGGGUGACUUCAAUGGCGCUCUUGCCUACUUUUCUACGGUUAUUGAAAACUACAAAGACUUGGCAUUGUCAGACUAUGCUAGGGUAGGAAGAGCACUUGCGCUGUAUGAAGUUGGUGACAGAGAACAAGCUAUAGCAGAAAUGGAAGAUGUUUCAAUAUCUCUAAAAGGCUAUCCGGAGGUUCAUGCAGCUCUUGCUGCAGCCUUGUACACAGAUAAGCAUGCCCCUUUGCUUGCAGAGAACCAGUUCACCAUUGCUACUCUGCUUGAUCCACAUUUUUCAGACCUCUCUUAUGUCAGAGACAGAAAGCACUGGCCACCAAGUUUGAUCAGUUCUCUGCAGCAAUUCAUUACACUAUCCUAGGAAUCCGUAACUCUAUUUCUGAAAGGUUCCCCAGUAGGUUCUGUUUACAAAAGAUAUAUAGAUCAUAUCAACCAUGAGAUGAAAGGACACAUAGGUAAGUUAAUCUAUUUGUGUUCUGCGAGAGGAGUCUAUAUAUAUAAGCUAUGUUGAAUGUAUACGUAUUCAUCGCAUACUUAGCAGUGCCAAGCUAAAUCAAGGCGUUUAUAGAAGCUGCAGGUCAACACGCGCAAAUGUAAAUGAACAAUUUUCCAGUGGUUAGUUAUACUGAAAUGUAAUUCAUUAUCUUUCGUAUAUUUUUUUAUUUGUCUCUGCUCUAAGUUAAAUUGACCAAAGGAGCAUAUUUGAAAGAAGUGUUUAUACGUCGCCUCUGUAUUUGAAAUGGUA
This is a messenger RNA of Neltuma alba, 1122 nucleotides long. RefSeq lists its product as uncharacterized. The transcript has 3 exons. Bases 64 to 738 code for a protein of 224 amino acids. Gene Ontology annotation, molecular function: protein binding. Lineage: Eukaryota; Viridiplantae; Streptophyta; Magnoliopsida; Fabales; Fabaceae. The record is from RefSeq and is a predicted model, not a curated record.